This is a messenger RNA of Anarrhichthys ocellatus (wolf-eel), 6482 nucleotides long. RefSeq names its product phosphatase and actin regulator 2 (gene phactr2). The transcript has 13 exons. Gene Ontology annotation, molecular function: actin binding. The coding region runs from base 218 to 2107 and encodes 629 amino acids. Lineage: Eukaryota; Metazoa; Chordata; Actinopteri; Perciformes; Anarhichadidae. Gene Ontology annotation, biological process: actin cytoskeleton organization. The record is from RefSeq and is a predicted model, not a curated record.
GAGGAGGAGGGGAAGUUACGACGUAGUAGCGGCUCUCAGUCAGUCAGUGAACCAAGUUUCCAGCGACUCAGCCAUCAUGGUCUGAAACUUUGCUUUUUUUGAAAUGAACUCACUCGGCGGCCGCGGAGGGGAUUUAAGCGGCGAUAGAAGCCCCUGACCUGGGUGUGUUUCUUUUGGAGGCGGUGGGUGGGGUGGUGUCGGUCCGGAGAAGCUGAAUAUGGGUCAGACCGCUGUGUCUGCUGUGUCUCAGCCUGCGAGCGUUGAUGGGUUGGAGAAAUCAUCAUCGCUGGCCAGCUGUGACGUGGUGGUGGACAGCGCCACCAAUACCCAGAAUGCCCCUCCAACACGUCAGCAACGAGGCAAGCUGUCGUCAAUAGGAAAACUGUUCAAACCCUGGAAGUGGAGGAAGAAGAAGACCAGCGACAAGUUCCAGGAUCUCUCCAAAGUUCUGGAGAGAAAAAUCUCCACCAGACAAACAAGGGAGGAGCUCAUCAAGAAAGGAGUUCUCAUCCUUGACCAAGAUGAAACGAUCAGCAGUGAGAAUCUGAAUGGGCACGCCACAUCUAGUGUGACAUCAGAGGAGGUCAAAGUUGACAUUGAGUCUCCAGAAACAGCGCUGGAGGAGCAGGCCACCGGGCCCGACAGCACUGAGGACAAAACAGAAAGGUGCGAUACUAAACCGCUCGCCCGGGCAAAGCAGGUGCGACCCCGGGACGUUCAAGCUAAAAAACAGCAGAGCCCCACUCUGCCCUCCUCUUCCAAACCGGCGGCCGGCACUGCAGCCACAACUAAGCAAAGAGACGGUGCUUCGGGGACUAAAAAGACUGCCAAAACCACAGGCAAGACAGGCUCAUCCACUCAAGCUAAAGCUAACCCACGGAGCACUAACAACACUAGUCGCGGGAUUGCCAAAUCCUCCCAUCCAAAGAAGACAGGAUUCACAGCAAAAAAUACCUCCACCUCUCGUUUCCGUGCAUCUAAGGAUGCUUUAGCACAGACGGAGGCAACCGAUGCAAGGACGAACCGGAAAUCAAACACUCCCACCUCUUCCUCCGUACCUCAAAAGGCCCCCGUAGAGACUCCGAGCCAGCCAGGGGAGUUCAAAUCCUCUCUCCUUUCUUCAAACACUUCAUCUAAAGCCUCAGGCAAUGACACAGAGGGAACUCAUGCUGCUUCUCAACCUGCUCCAGAGCCUAAAUCUGCUCCCAAUGCCUCCAUUGCUGGGGAGGAGACCCACAAGGGUAUGGGUCCUGGACCCGCCAUCCAGUCUCCCCAUAUCAACACCGCUACAGAGGACACUUCCUUCACAGUGGGAGAGACGGGCAGCGGCUCACAGGGGGAGAAACGGGGGAGAACGGGAGGGGAGGGUGGAGAAGAAGAGAAGAAGAAAGGAGAAACGGAGUCUGCUGCGGAGAACAGCCCGAGGUCUGCAGAGGCCCAAUCUGAGAGGCCACAGGGCCUCAGCGUGAACACUGAGCGGGCCAUGGUGACGGUGAUCCCCGAUAGGCCGAGAUACAGCCAAACCAGCGACUCUGACUCUGACGGACCAAUCCUGUACCGAGAGGAGGAGGAAGACGAGGAGGAAGACGAGUACACAACCAGCGCUCUGGCCAUGAAGAUCCGCCGACGAGACACCCUGAACAUCAAGCUACGGAACCGUCCCAGCAAGAGAGAGCUGGAGGAGAAAAACAUUCUGCCGAAGAGCUCUGAGACGGAGAGACAUGAGCAACGCCAAAAGAUAGGCUCCAAACUAGUCAGGCGCCUGAGCCAAAGACCCUCCACAGAGGAGCUGGAGCAGAGAAACAUCCUCAAGCAAAAGAAUGAAGCAGAGGAGCAAGAAGCUAAGCAAGAGUUAAAAAGGAGACUCUCCAGAAAGCUGAGUGUGAGGCCUACGGUGGCAGAGCUCGUCGAGCGCAGGAUUCUGUGUUUUAACGAGUACGUGGAGGUAACGGACGCCAAAGACUAUGACCGGCGGGCAGACAAACCCUGGACACGGCUUACUCCCGCUGAUAAGGCUGCUAUCCGUAAGGAGCUGAAUGAGUUUAAGAGCCGAGAGAUGGAGGUUCAUGAAGACAGUAAACAGUUCACCAGAUUCCAUCGGCCCUAAGCGCUCUCACUGCCAGCUGGACGUCAGCACCACAAGCUCUCCGGUCCACAGCUCCCAGCAGUCCCCCCGGCCCUCCAGACCCUCAGACCCUCAGUACACAGCUCAGUCCAUUUUGCUUUGGGAUCCUCUUGCAACUGAUGAUAUACAUUCCUGUCAAUAGUGACAGUAACAAAUGUGUCUUAAGGCCUUGACCAUCCAUGGACACCAGUGAAACUUUUGCACAUAUCUAUAGUCAGAACAUUGGUGUGCAUAGCGCUCCGAUUAGAUUAUUUAUUGCAGAUGGCCAGAACAUGCUGGUAUGUGAUGCUCUUUUUGUUGUUUUGGUUCACUUCAUCACAGAGAGGCUCCAGGGAGGGAAAAAUUGGGCAAAUUUACCUUCUUAGUAUAGUGAAUGUGGCUCAGCUGUACUCAAGAGUUUGUGUACUUGCCAAGGUAUGCCUUGUUACUAACUACCAAAUGUCCAUAUAUGGGCAUCCUCCUAGAACAGGAAAUGGCAGCCAUUGGAUGGUUGUGUGCUGGUGUCAGUGCCUAUGUCAUAGAUCAGAGGGGAGGAGAGGCAGUUUGUUCUGCUCCGAUGUACCUCUCGGAGUUGAAAUACUGCAGUUCAGUUUUAGACAUAUUUAAAGUAUAUUGCCACUAGAGGGCAUUAUGACAUUAGAGUUAUAGUCUGUGAGGAUGAAGAUGUGAAUGUAGAUGAAGAAUAAUCUGCAAGUGUUGUAUUUAUAAAUGCUGAAGCCUCGAGAUCGGUGGGCACCCGAGGCUGUUAACAGUGAAGUGCAAUGGGAAUCACUCCAAUUCUAGACAAUUCUAAUCCCUCGGCACUCCCGAUGAUACAUGAUGACCAUGCACCAUCAUAUACUGUGUCUUAUGUUGAGUUAUUAAGUGCAAACCUCUGUUCACAAAGUGCGGGACUUGCUGUUUCGAGGAUCUACUUUUUCAAGCUUUGACUUCACUAAUUUGGUGUCAAAGAAAAAGCUGAUAUUUGAUUCUAUGUUGGUCUUUUGUGUGGCGGACUUCCUGUGAUAAAUGGCGAACAGGCACUGAGAGUUUCCCCACUGAAGCAAUCAACAGUCCUCUUGAAAAAGUCGAGAAGUACUUUAUUUUCCAUUUUCCUUGAACGUGCUUUUGCGAUUGAAUCUGUCAGCCUAUGACAGAUACGCAAGGAGAGACCUGCUGACAAGUGGUCCUUAUACAUUUUGCCCUAACAUGCACCUUAAAUCCAGUGGUAAAGAUCUGUUUUUAUCAACACACAGUUUGAUUUGAUGUAAGGCAUGUAAAGCAGAAGUAAUAUAUUGAUAUGUGUUAUAGUAAUCUAAGCAGACAUAAGGGAGGGUAUGAAGCAGCACAAUGUAUUUCUUGGAAAUAUGUUCAGACUUUGGAUUUAUGGUUUCUCAGCAACGUGGCUGAGGCGGUUUAGUUUUAUGGAUCUCUAGUGUUCACCUUCGGAGCAUUUUCUUCUUUGAAGUGCUCCAAUACUCAAGAUAUAUGUUAAUGCAAACGUAAAGGGGAUCAAUUAAUAAUGCUUUGUUUUUGCGUGAAUGCCAGAAUGUCUUGCUGAGAUAUCAGAAAAAGAAAAGUCAAGAGGCGAAAUGUGGAAGGACUGAUUUGCAGACAGAGAACCUGAACUUAUAACAUGCUCUCGACUAUAUAAUACAACUGAUAUACGAAGCCGGGACAGAAAUAAACCAAAACUUGGCCUAGAUGUUCAAAUAAGAAUUAAGCAAAAACGUUCAUAUAAGAAUUAAACAAAAACAUGUUUUUCAUCCCUGCACAUUUGGACUAUAGCGGAGAUGUUGGCUGACAAGUGGUUGACAAAUUGAGCUUGAGUCCAAAGGCUUGUGUUCUCAUAAUAGACCUCCAACCUCAACAACACUCGUCAUUCUUACAAAUAAUGAAAAAGAUCAAUUUAUUCUUUCUGCUUCUGAAUGUGAAUGAGCUUGUAACAUGAAAUAAUGUACAGUGAUGGAAAAGAACCAAGAGUAUUCAUUCAUGCGAAUGUCUAUCAUGCUAUAUAUAUUGAUUAUUUUGUACACAUACAUGUAUAUCGAGCAUGUGCAUAUAUUGAAUUCAAUUUUACUACAAAUAUGACCCAAUAGAAUGUUUUAAACUCGUACUUUUAGUUGUCUUAUUUGCCCCAGACAAUAGGAAAGAGAUGAAGAGUUCAGAACAUGUGUAAGUGCUGUUUCUAGGCAGCAUGUUAAAAACAGUAUGUUGAAUAACUGCCACGUCUUAACCAAACCUACCUGUUACCUAAACAGACCAUGGACAAGCCAGUAUACAGGAAGUUAUCAAUCAAUAUCUUAUUUUGUAUUCUGGUCCACCUUCACUUUAGCUGAAGUCGGGUGCAAUGCAGUAGAUAUUUCAUGGAUGUAGACUCCGUUUAAAAACAAUUUAUAAACCUUUCUGGACUUCACUUUUGAUUUAUUUCUUCCGAUGACCGUAGGUCACCUUGCACAAACUAUAAAACGAAAAAACAGGAUGUGACUUGAAAUUUUAUUUGGUUCAGGCACAGGAUAUAAUCCAGAUGCAUUUUAUAAGGGAGCAAACAGGAUUCGGUCUAUAAAGGUGAACAUAAUGAUCAAAGUCUAACUUCAUUUUAGAUACACAAAUAUAAAGUGUUGGUGGAACAGCUGUGCUCAUACAUAUGCUGCUUGCAUCUCUGUAGAAAAGACAAGUUAAUCUUAAAGACAAGUAACAUUUAUUUGAACCGAGCCUAUUUAGCAUUUAUAAGCAGUAUAUAGUUGAUGAGUAAAUGUUUAUAUAGGUUUAAGCAGAUAAAAAGACAUUUAAAGCAGCUAUAACCAAAUAAGUGAGUCCAGCUCAUUGUUUAACAGUCCGGUCCACAACGUUACUGUUUUGGCUCCCACUGCUCUCAUGGUGUCAUUUCUGCCACAACAGGAUACUAUAUACUACCUGCUCAGCAACAACCGCAGACAGACACAGUAAGCGACUAGCUGGUGAACGUAGUGGGGCAUUUAAGACUAAAGAGACACAGCUAUUUCCUUCAGGAGUUGGUGGAGACCAAAAACAGAGCUAAAAGAGAGUAAAUAUUACAUUUAUAUUUGCCAUUUGGGCUCAAACAUGACUCCAAAUGAAGGAUGAUGUUACUCCGUAACUGCUGAAUUUGUAAAUACGUCGAUGUUUGCCAUAUCAACUGAAAAGUUGUUAAUAUGUAAAAUAUUAUAACCUAUUUCUUAUCGUAUACAAUGUCUAGUUGACUUGAUAACAAGUAUUCAACACAUUUAUAAAUGGUUUUAAACCUGUCUGGAUGAUUUUAAAUGUGUAAAUAGCUCAUAGGUAAACAGCCAUGAAAUACUGUGCUAUCAAUCACUCAUUAGCUGUUUAUGCAACAAUUAUGAUGCUAAAUCGUAGAAGUUAGAAUUGGUGACAAAGUACAUUAAUACACUUAAAAAUGUCUUUAUAUUUGCUUCGAACUACAUUAUAGGUAGUGCGUUACGAACCUUUUAUGAAGUGUUAAUAUACUGCUUAUAAAUAAAUAAGUGGUGAAAAUAAAAGUGUGACCUAAUAAGAUUACACUGUUUGUGUAAAACCAGGGUUAGAGCUUGUUGUCUAUUUUAACACACAGCUGACUUUCUAAUACUGAAACUACUUCAGGGAGUCCUGGUCUGGACUGUCAUCACAUCUAUACCUUAUUUUUUGUCCAUAAAAUCCAUGUUGUAGUCCAGAAUGAGGUGCAGGUGUUAAAUUAUGACCAGACAGUAUUAAUCACAAGGAGCGAGUCCUGUAAAAACGUUUACGGCUGCAGUCCGUGUCAUCUCAUCUGCUAUGGAACUGUGAAAUGAACACAAUAAACCCAAAGAAAAGUUCCGAUAACCCAACGCUCAUUUCUUUGCAUCGUUGAAGUAUUAAACACACAAUUCCUGCCAUUAUAUUUCUUUUGAAAAAAUCUCUAAAAUUCCAGCUGAGUUGGUUUAAAGCAUUCACAGACACUUUGACACUCGUGUUUCCCGGCUGCUGCUGUUAAUUUGCAGCACUGGAGGCUUCCACCAUGGAAAUGAAAAUGUUUACAUUUGAGGAGGUCUGCUGUUGUAGUGGUGCUUGAGGCUUCCUUUAUCACUUCCACAAACCCCCCCCCCCCCCCAAGUACAAUCAAAAAGCCAUAAUCAGACUACUGCUGGUGACCCUAAAGCCUUUAUUCUUCAACAUGUAAUUCACAGUCAGGUAUCAUGAUAGGGAUCACAAGUAUCAGUCACAAUAUAAACCCUCCAGCUCUAAAUGCGUUGAUCUUUUUUUUUUUUUUUUUGUAUUGAUCUUUGAAGUCAUAGGAUGAUGCCAUAUAUAUCCCCAAAACAGCUACUGUUACGUCCAAACUGUGUACAUUGUUUUUGUAUAUAAAGAAUCAUGGGAAAACCUC